AUUAUUACUUUGUCAUUUUCUUCAAACAGAUUUCGUCUUUAGCGAAAGAAAAUUAUUAUCCUGUCAGUAAAAAUUCUGCAAAUGAUGCGGGCCCACUGCUGUUUGUAAAUAAUUAGUAAUUAACGGGACAAUCAGCAUUGCAGCGCCCAGAGUACCGCUUUAGAGUCAGCUCCUUCAGUAACAGAAUGGAUCACACAGAUCAGGAGGACCUGCUGGCCUUCGAGCGUCGGCUGGCUGAGGUGGUAAACACCGAGAAACGGAGUUCAUUUCGCUGGCGCUUUGUCCUGGGCGCCAUCUUCGCCUGCUCGGCGAUCAGUGCCUGUCAUUGGGUUCGGGAUGCCAAGGAAAGCGAGUCGGUGGUGUUCAAGAUACUGUCCAGUCACAGCGCCUUUGCCUUCUCCCUGGCAACCAUAUGCCUGCUAGUCUUAUAUGGAGUCAAUCACGCCGCCAAGCAGGACCCCAGCAUCCUGCGUGACACCCGAGAAAUGCUGUCUCCGUUCCGUCUUAACAUUGAUAACCAGGGACGUCUCAUCCUCGUUCCACCGCAGACAGAGUAGCUGAAUAUACAUCCCCAAAAACACAUUCUUAUUGACUGCGUUCCCAGUUGAUGCCAGUCAAAUAAAUGAUCCUCAUAAA
Messenger RNA from Drosophila simulans, 636 nucleotides. It is a transcript of the gene Cnep1r1, whose product is annotated as nuclear envelope phosphatase-regulatory subunit 1 homolog. Bases 186 to 557 code for a protein of 123 amino acids. NCBI's taxonomy places the organism in Eukaryota, Metazoa, Arthropoda, Insecta, Diptera, Drosophilidae. Gene Ontology annotation, cellular component: Nem1-Spo7 phosphatase complex; cytoplasm. The transcript has a single exon. The record is from RefSeq and is a predicted model, not a curated record.